Trifolium pratense (red clover) is the source of this 3831-nucleotide messenger RNA. Its product is annotated as nuclear intron maturase 4, mitochondrial-like. The transcript is spliced from 5 exons. Gene Ontology annotation, biological process: mRNA processing. The record is from RefSeq and is a predicted model, not a curated record. Bases 96 to 2489 code for a protein of 797 amino acids. Lineage: Eukaryota; Viridiplantae; Streptophyta; Magnoliopsida; Fabales; Fabaceae.
GAAGAGUCGAUAGACGAGGGAGGGCGUUGAAAUUGAACGAAGCUACGGCAAGAACACAAAACACAGUCACAGAGUCUUGUUCUCAAUUCAUUUCAAUGGCCAAAGUCACCACCACUUCCCAUUUUCUCAAAUCACUUCACUCACUCUCCUUUUUCAGACUCACCUCUUCACUAGCAACAGAACUCGCCUCAUUAAUCGAACAAAACUCUUCUCCCGCCAAAACCACUAACCCUAAACCCCAAACUCGUAUGCAACUUAAACGAUUCCUCGAGCUCCGAAUCAAAAAACGAGUCAAAUCACAACUCUCUCACCACGACGGUAAAUUCCACAACUUAAUCCAAAACGUCGUUUCAAAUCCCCAAACCCUCUUAGACGCUUACAACAUCAUCAAAAUCAACUCCAACAUCGUAACCGUUUCCGCAAAUUCCGCUGAAAAUAAAGCCGAAGAUAACGGAGACGGUUAUUUCCUCAAUGACGUGGCACAAUGCCUUAACGAAGGUAGUUUUGAUGUGAAUGCGAAUACUUAUUCGAUUUCGACGAGAAAGAAGAAGAAGAGAAGAGGAUUUGAUGAGAAGGAGGAAGAGAUGUUGAUGUUGGAUUUGGUGCUUCCUAAUUUGAAGCUGAGAGUUGUUCAGGAAGCGUUGAGGAUUGUUUUAGAAGUGAUUUUUAAGCCGAAUUUCUUGAAGAUUUCGCACGGUUGUCGGAGUGGAAGAGGACGUGUGGCGGCGUUGAAGUAUAUAUGUAAAAGUGUGGUGAGUCCUGAUUGGUGGUUUACUUUGCUAGUGGAGAAGAAAAUUGAUGGAUUAUUGAUGGAGAAGUUGGUUUGUGUAAUGGAGGAUAGGAUUGAGGAUGGUUGUUUGUUUGAUUUGAUUAGGAGUAUGUUUGAUGCUAGGGUUUUGAAUUUUGAGUUUGGUGGUUUUCCUAAGGGAGAUGGUUUGCCUCAAGAAGGGAUUUUGUCUCCGAUUUUGAUGAAUAUUUAUCUUGAUUUGUUUGAUAGUGAGUUUCAUAGGUUGUCGAUGAAAUAUGAAGGUGUGCGCGGCGGUGGAGAGGUUAUUGAUGGUGAUAAGCCGAGCUCUGCAUUGCGCAGUUGGUUUAGGAGACAGUUGGGUGGUAGUAGUAAUGGUGGUGUUGGUGUUGUUGAGAGUUCUGGUGUUAAAGUUUACUGUAUUAGGUUUAUGGAUGAGAUUUUUUUCGCGGUUUCUGGUUCUAGGGAUUGUGCUGUUAGUUUUAAGUCUGAGAUUGAGAAUUAUUUGAAAGAGUCUUUGAUGUUGGAUGUUGGGGAUCGGACCAAUGUGUUGCCUUGUGUAGGGGCUGGUAGCGGUGUUCGGUUUUUGGGGAGCUUGGUAAAGAGGAAUGUUGAAGACAGUCCUGCUGUGAAAGCGGUUCACAAGAUGAAAGAUAAAGUUGAAAUGUUUGCCUUGCAGAAGCUUGAGGUUUGGAAUUAUGGGACGGCUAGAAUAGGGAAGAAAUGGUUGGGUCAUGGUUUGAAGAAAGUGAAAGAAUCAGAGAUCAAACAUUUAGCUGAUAGUAGCUCGCUUCUUAGUCAGGUUUCGCGUUUCCGAAAGUCCGGGAUGGAAACUGAUCAUUGGUAUAAGCAGUUGUUGAAGAUAUGGAUGCAGGAUGUUGGAGUGAAAAAUGCCAAAAGUGAAGAAAAUGUCUUGUCUAAGUUAGUUGGAGAGCCGGCACUUCCGCAAGAACUAACAGAUUCGUUUUACGAGUUUAUGAAACAGACAGAGAAGUAUAUAUCUACAGAGGCAGAUUCUAUUAUCAAGCUGCUGCCGAAUAAUAACAGCUCGACAGAACAGGUAAUAGCUAAAACCGAGAUCAUUGCUCCUGUCUAUGCCAUAAAAAAGCGUCUCGAGAGGUAUGGAUUGGCUACACCAGAUGGUUUUGCACGAUCUGCUAAUUUGCUUGUCAUGCACGAUACUAGUGAAAUUAUUGACUGGUUUUCGGGGAUUGCUUGCCGCUGGCUGAAAUGGUACGAGAACUGUGCUAACUUUAAUGAGAUAAAGCUUUUGAUAUCUGAUCAAGUUAGGAAAUCAUGCAUUCGUACUUUAGCAACAAAGUAUCGGAUACAUGAAUCGGAGAUAGAAAAACGGUUUGAUGAAGAACUUAUCAGGCUUCCACCAACACAGGACGCAGAGAAGGAGACAAUGAAUGAAGAAUUGGGUGUUGAAGUUUUUGACAACGACGAGGCGUUAAUGUACGGAAUCACAUAUAGUGGUUUGUGUUUGUUGUCUCUGGCAAGAAUUGUGACUGAAGCAAGACCGUGUAAUUGUUUUGUAGUAGGGUGCUUAGCUUCAGCACCAAGAGUCUAUACUCUUCAUGUAAUGGAAAGACAAAAGUCUCCAAGCUGGAAAACUGGGUUUUCGACCUGCAUUCAUCCAAGCUUAAAUAAACGGCGAUUAGGGUUGUGUAAGCAGCAUUUGAGGGAUUUGUAUCUUGGUCAUAUAUCACUUCAGUCCAUUGACUUUGGUGCAUGGAAGUGAUUGUUUUCAGUUUUAUGAUCAGAAACUUUAUCAGGAUGGUUUGAACUUUGGUCAUCUUGUAUUGCUUCAUUUCAUUGAAGAUGAAGGUUCUAUUGGAAGCGAGUUGCAUUGCAGAGAUGGGAUUCAAUCCUUACUACUUGUUGGCCGAUUUUAUAAAGGAAUAAAGAUAAACAAAUCUAUUAUCUCUGUCUUUGACGGAUAUCAUGCGCGCGACUUGGUCAAAUCUACAGAUCAGAUUACUUUGUGCGUUUCGUUAUAUGUUGCUUUGUAAUAGGCAAACAUGUUACCUUGGAGAUCUUGCUGCAUAUAUCAAAUUAAGAUGGAUCAUUUGACAUGAAUAAUCACUUGUUUGAGCUGAGGCAGUUGCCCAAGGUGUAAAGUAACAUAUUGUCAUCCUACAUCAGGUAUCCGUUGGUUGGUGUGGAUAGAUUGACGUAUCCAAAGGCGUUAGGAGGGAUGGGUUUCCGAGACUUUCAUGCUUUCAAUAUGGCCAUGGUUGCUAAACAAGGAUGGCGAAUCGUUCAAAACCCGGAUUUUUUGGUGGCCAAAGUACUUAAAGCUAGGUUGUUGAUUGUUGGACAGCUGCUGGCCUUUAUGAUGUUAUAUAUAACAGGUUGUCAAGUUUCAACAAUGUUGCAGAAUUAUUACUUAAUAUAUGCAACCAUGAAGAUGAAAACACAGCGGGUCGCGUUGCGAUGCUUAUUUGGUGCAUUUGGCAAAAUAGGAAUGAUAUGAUUUGGAACAACCACAGCAACACAGCGCUGCAGGUCGGGCAGCAGGCCUUUCACGCAUGGCAGCAGUGGUUUGACGCGCAGAAAUUGCAUAAUCGCGUGGUGCAACAACCAGCAGAGCAGCAGAGUGUCCGAUGGCUCCAGCCACCAGUUGGGUGGAUCAAAUGUAAUAUCGACGCGGGAAUUCUUCCAAGAUAUUAGUACCACUUCAGUAGCCAACUGUUUUCGACAAAGUAACAGACUGUUUUUAAGUGCAGAAACUCGUUGUUACAACUCGAAUUUUACAACGUUGGAAGGAGAAGGCUUGGCACUUCAUAUUGCGGUUCAUUUUGCUAUUAGUCAAGGGUGGGAUUAUGUUAUUUUUGAAGUGAUUCCCAAUUUUUAGUUACUGCUAUUACUUCUAAUAAUGUUGGGAUAAGUUUGUACGGAGACAAGCGAAUAUGGUUGUUCACUCUCUUGCGAGAGCUGCGAUUUAUUGGGCUAGUCACCGGUCUUUUGAUUUUGUACCUGAAUCUCUGAUUAAUAAUGAAAUGAGUUAAGGUACUUGAUUAAAAAAAAGUUUCAAAUUGUUGAAUGCAUUUUUUCUUAAUAGAGUACUUGAACUUCAAAAU